This is a messenger RNA of Mesorhabditis belari, 414 nucleotides long. NCBI's taxonomy places the organism in Eukaryota, Metazoa, Nematoda, Chromadorea, Rhabditida, Rhabditidae. The record is from the annotation of a GenBank genome assembly.
AUGGAAAACCAAACAUCGCCCACAAGCGCCACUCAUUCAUCAAACGAGGUCCCGAAGACUCCAAACGAGAAAAUUGGCGAUUCUUGGAUCAACUCCGACAUGCAAAUGGCUGUGACACCAAACGAUAAAGUUGAGGAAGACUUUGAAGAAAAGAAAGAAAACCUCAUGAUCAGUGCCGAGAAGAUGCCUAGUGUAAAAGUGGAAACUCCAGAAGCGGUUCGAAUGCGUCGCGAACAACAAGCCGAACUUCAAAAGAAACACGUCAGCAGUCCAUCGGAUUCAAUGCUUAGUCCCUGUACAUCUAAGUUAUUUGGAAAGGAUCCACGUCGCAAAGCUCAAUCCGGACCAGCUGCCCUGCUUCGUAAAAAACAACAAGGUGCGAUUCCAUGCAACUUCAGCGCUGAGGAUGAGGAG